UUGACUGUGACAUUUACUGAUUUACUUGGGCUUGCUUUGCUGAUGUCGGGCCUGAUUAAAUUUACGAUAAUAUAAAUAAGGCUUCCAGUUUUAGUGAUUCGACCCUGCUUAAAAAUGACAAAAUAAGUAUAUAUUAAGUUAUAAAAAACAAAAAUGGAAGAUUCUACUGCACCAAUUAGCGAUAACAUCCACAAUGAUGAUAUCGAAUGGCAACCACUGGCUCUUACCCUUGUGGAAUACCCAAAAGGUGAUUGGAUUGGAAAAUUCUUUGCUUUUAUAAGUCUAUCCCCAUUUGGAAUUGGAGCUGGUUUUGUAGCACUCAUAUUAUUUCGGAGAGACCUUCAUACUAUUGCAUUUUUUUGUGGUACACUAAUAAAUGAAGCGCUAAAUAUUGUACUUAAACACUCCAUAUGUGAAGCAAGACCACUAGCAAGAGGGCAUUUGUAUAAUGAGUAUGGGAUGCCUUCAUCUCAUGCACAGUUUGUGUGGUUUUUCAGUGUAUAUGUAUUGUAUUUUGUUGUAAUUAGGUUACACCAUAUAAAUAAUAACAGCAUCAUAUCUGCACUAUGGAGAGUUAUUAUUGUAGGUGGUUGUAUGAUUCUGGCUCUGCUCGUGUGCAUAGGAAGAGUAUAUCUUCACUAUCACACUACUCUUCAAGUGUUCGUGGGGGCCCUUGUUGGCUGCCUAUUUGCUACUAUUUGGUUUGCCCUAGUACACCGAAUAUUCACGCCAUUGUUCCCACAAUUAGUAUCUUUAAAAUUUUGUGAAAUGUUGAUGAUCAGAGAUACAACAUUGAUACCAAAUGUCUUGUGGUUUGAAUACACUACAUCCAGACAAGAAGCAAGAACUCGUGGACGCAAGUUGGCAGCUCUGAAACCGACCCAAUGACGGUACGCUUGCAUCCGCGUCCCCACGGUGGUGCUUAAGCCCCGUACGUGACGUCUGAUUGCCACCUCAGUGGUCACACUGCUAGGUGGCAUGUUGUUAAUGAAGACGGAAUUUGUUCCCUCACUAUUUCCAUAAUGACUAAGAAUACUUUACUGUAGCCUUUAAGAUUGCACAUAAAGAUUGUAUAAAGUUCUCUAGAUUUUCAUGUCCUGAUGUAUAUAUUUAUGCAAUAAUAGACUUGUGAGACAUUCUAGUAAUUUAGUGUCAAUGUUAAAAGUGAAUAUGAGUAAUUUAUCAAGCUAUAGUAUUUAACAACAAGUUGUU
Molecule: messenger RNA, 1212 nt
Organism: Ostrinia furnacalis (Asian corn borer)
Lineage: Eukaryota; Metazoa; Arthropoda; Insecta; Lepidoptera; Crambidae
Product: dolichyldiphosphatase 1
Exons: 5
Coding region: 154-888 (244 amino acids)
Biological process (GO): lipid biosynthetic process; protein N-linked glycosylation
Cellular component (GO): endoplasmic reticulum membrane; intracellular membrane-bounded organelle
Molecular function (GO): dolichyldiphosphatase activity
Source: RefSeq, a predicted model, not a curated record